This is a messenger RNA of Drosophila serrata, 396 nucleotides long. RefSeq names its product protein Diedel pseudogene. Lineage: Eukaryota; Metazoa; Arthropoda; Insecta; Diptera; Drosophilidae. The record is from RefSeq and is a predicted model, not a curated record.
AUGAAUUCCUCAUUCAUUCAUUCAUCUCUGGUUAUCGCGAUCUGCUGGCUGAGUGCCAGCGUCAACGGCGACUGCUGCACUUCAUCCUUGGACUUGACCUUCAAGGUUAAGGACGCAUCCUGCGGCGCCGUUGGAGGACAUGGCUCGGACAGGUGCUCCAUUACCAUCUGCGCCAAUGGAGCCGGAUUGGUGGGCACCUGGUGUGGCCAAGGUCCCUGCAAUCCCUUCGGCUGCAACUGCGAUGAUGGCUGCCUGAAAGGCGAUUGGUCAAAGUCCUUUCUGGAGAGGAACAAGGAGCACACCAUCGAGAUAUUGGAGGAAAAGUGGAGUACAGUAGAUUUAAGUACGGUGAUCAAAGCGAUUCCCAUUCCAGCUUUGAACUUUAAUAUUGGUUAG